AUGGUGGCUAAGCAGGCGCACGCAGCCGAUGACGCCAAGGCCGCGAUCACGGCAGCGGCCAGCGGCGAGACAGCGAGCGCCAUUGCGGAAUCGUACGACGACCAGAUCCGCCCACUCCUCGACGUAGUGGAUCGGCUGCGCCACCUCAAGGUGACCCAGGAGGGCAUCCAGCUGCCCACCGUCGUCGUCGGCAACCAGUCCAGCGACAAGUCAACCGUGCUCGAGUCGCUUGCCGGCAUCAGCAUUCCGAGCGGCCAGGGCAUUUGCACGCGAGUGCCACUCGUCAUGCGCCUCCAGGACGACCCCUCCGCUAACUCGCCCAAGCUCCAGCUCGAGUACAGCAACGGCCGCGUGGUGACCACCACCGAGGCUAAGGUCGCUGACACCAUCAACGUCGCGACCGCGGAAAUCGCCGGGAGCGGAAAAGGCAUCUCCAACGCGCCCAUCACCCUCGUCGUGCAGAAGCAUGGCGUGCCAGACCUCACCAUUGUCGACCUCCACGGCAUCACGCGCGUGCCCGUGCAGGGACAGCCCGACGAUAUCUACGACCAGGUCACCAAGAUCAUCAAGGAGUACAUUUCUCCGAAAGAAAGCAUCAUCCUGAACGUGCUCCCAUCCACGUUGGACUUACCAACGUGCGAGUCCAUCCACAUGUUGCAGCAGGUGGACCGUUCCGGUGAGCGCACGCUUGCCGUGGUCACCAAGGUCGACAAGGCCCCCGAAGGCCUGCUUGAGGAAGUUACAAUGGACGACGUGCAUCUCGGCCUCGGGUACGUCUGCGUCCGCAACCGCAUCGGUGACGAGACGUACGACUGUUAG
Messenger RNA from Phragmites australis (common reed), 819 nucleotides. RefSeq names its product putative dynamin-related protein 4A. Gene Ontology annotation, cellular component: membrane; microtubule; cytoplasm. NCBI's taxonomy places the organism in Eukaryota, Viridiplantae, Streptophyta, Magnoliopsida, Poales, Poaceae. The record is from RefSeq and is a predicted model, not a curated record. Gene Ontology annotation, molecular function: GTPase activity; microtubule binding; GTP binding.